Messenger RNA from Symbiodinium sp. CCMP2592, 1794 nucleotides. The record is from the annotation of a GenBank genome assembly. Lineage: Eukaryota; Dinophyceae; Suessiales; Symbiodiniaceae.
AUGCCCAGCCCUCGCCCUCGCGGCACUUCGGGAGAAGCUGGGCCAAGGCGGGGCGAGCGUGCGCCACCGCUUCCGCGAGGCGAUCGUGCGUUGCCGCAGGAGACAGCCGGUCUCAUCUCCAACAGCUCCAGGUCCAGGAAGGAGCAGAAGUGUGCCACGCUGGCCGAGUGGAUAGAUGCUGGCGGCAAUUCACACAAAGGUCUCACUUCCCAGACUUCGCAGAUCAGCCUGCUGAUGCUACGCAGCGCUUCACUGCCCAAUGGUUACGGCUUCGAGUUUGAUCGGGUACUUGGCAGAGUGGUGUUGCGACACGUGGCUGGAGUCGUCAUUCACGGGCAGGCGCUGUUGGUGGAUUGUGACGAUGUUGAGUUCGAUGCAGAGCUGUCCUAUCACUACUGCACCUGGAGCGAGUUUUGCCAUCUCGCUAGCGACGGCGAGCCUCUCCCAUCCCGUAUUUGGAGGCAUUGGCGGACCACUCGGCGAGAGCCCGCGUUCUUUACAAAGGGCCCCGAGGAGGUCGCAAAGGUCCUCUGCGGUGUGGCACCCCAUGGAGAGUGGGCGCAGGAGCUGUCCUGCUGUAUUCCGCUUCACCAAGCGCCUCCCCUGGGCAGCAGCUCAGUCCCUUCGGAGUCCUCUGAUGUUGAGCUUCAUUUCGAAGGACUGGGAACCGAACUUCGGCCACAGGACAUCGCGGCACAAGCCCAAGGCCCAAGAACGGCAGAGCAGGCCGAGGCCGAGGAGAUGGAGCAGACGGAACUGCUGGCCGUGGAUUCGCAAGACUGGGCCGAGAUCCGUCAGCGGCUCUUGGAACAGACGCAGCGGCGUGCAAGGAGAGCUGGACCUGAAGAGGACAAGUCUGUCCAGCCUUUGCCAGAUGCAGCGGAGGCAUUUCUGCUGUCGUCAAUGCUACAGCACAGGACGCUCACUCUCUCCUCCGACUGGCAGGAUGUAGGCUGGGAUCUCGCCCUCAAGCAGGGCCUGCGCAUUUGGAUGCACCUGAAGUCCAAAGGUGCAGCGCUUGACCGCAAUGUCAAGUUGGCUUUUCACGUCAGUGAUGGCAGCGACGACGCAGCCUCCGAGCCCGCGGCCUUGGCCAAGAUCGAUGAAAGGUGGCUGCUGUCUGCCGCCGGACAAGAGGCGGUGAGGACCGACAAGCUCGGUGCAGACGAUGAGUGGUUUUGGUUGAUGCUUCUGCGCGUCAACUCCGGCGGGAAGUGUAAGCUCCAGGUCGGAACGGGAACGUCGACGGACAGAGCAGAGCUUGGAGCAAUCAGCCUUUCCCUUCCGACAAAGCGCCCCCUGCGGGUAGCUAUACAGAGCUCUGCGCCAAACUGGAGUGUGGAGCUCGCCCACUCUGGGCUGCUCGAUCCCGACGUGCGAGGCAUGGAGGACAUGUCGUCAAUCAUCAGUGCCGUUGACCUGAAGGACGCUUCUGGCAUGUCGGUACUGAUGCACGCGACUCGCUCCGGAAAUCGUCCAGCAGUGACAGCACUUCUGGCUGCCAAGGCGUAUGUGCAUGCACGGGAUUCCAGCCUUUGUACAGCCCUGCACUACGCGGCUUACGAGGGCCAUGCUGAGGUUGCCCGAGCUUUGCUGGCGUCCGGAGGGAACCCUUUUGCGAGAAAUUGUCGGGGAGUCACACCUCGCGACGUGGCGCAUAUGAGGUGGGCGACUCGCAUCCCUGGGCAGGGUGAAGCCUUUGAGGUAGAGGCCGCGGCAAGCCAAGGUGAAAAUCAUGGACGGCAGAUCCUGAACAUCUUCAAGACGUGGCGGCGAGCGGAGAGCAAGAAGUGA